Molecule: messenger RNA, 942 nt
Organism: Microthlaspi erraticum
Lineage: Eukaryota; Viridiplantae; Streptophyta; Magnoliopsida; Brassicales; Brassicaceae
Source: the annotation of a GenBank genome assembly
AUGGGUGAGCGAGAUGAUCAACUGGGGCUAAGUUUGAGCUUGAGUCUAGGGUUAAAUCAGAGGGAGCCGUCUUCUGGAUUGAAUCCAAUGCCUCGAGGUUCUUAUUCAUCUUCAUCACACAUGCAUAUGCAGAGCAAUUAUAAUCAUCCUCAAAAGAUUCAGAGCAAUUGGAUUCAAAUGUUUCAGUCUUCAGAGAAAAAUUCCGACAUGAGAUCGUUUAUCCGGGGAGUCGACGUGAACAGAGCUCCAUCGACGGUGGUGGUUGACGUGGAAGAAGAUGUCGGAGUUUCGUCUCCGAACAGCACCGUCUCAAGCGUAAUGAGCGGGAAAAGGAGCGAGCGAGAUCUAAUGGCGGCGGCGUCUGCCGGAGGCGUUAGGAUCGUAGAAGAUAACGAAGCGGAGAGAGCUUCGAGCUCGCUCGGUGGUGGCUGUAGCGACGAUGAAGACGGCGGCGCGAACGGAGACGACGGUUCGAGGAAGAAACUCCGGUUGACUAAAGAACAAGCUUUGGUCCUCGAGGAGACUUUUAAAGAGCAUAGCACUCUCAGUCCGAAGCAAAAGAUGACUUUGGCUAAGCAAUUGAACCUGAGGACAAGGCAAGUGGAAGUUUGGUUCCAAAACCGAAGGGCAAGGACGAAGCUGAAGCAAACGGAAGUUGACUGUGAAUAUCUAAAAAGAUGUUGCGAGAACCUAACUGAGGAGAAUCGAAGAUUGCAGAAGGAAGUGAGUGAGCUUAGGGCUUUAAAGCUUUCGCCACAUUUAUACAUGCACAUGAAACCUCCCACUACUCUCACAAUGUGUCCUUCUUGCGAGCGAGUCGCUGUUACGUCAUCAUCAUCAUCGGUGGCUCCACCUGUUAUGACGUCAUCAUCUCCGAUGGGGCCAAUGAGUCCGUGGGCUGCCAUUCCUCUCCGGCAACGACCUGCUGCUGGUUCUCAUUAG